AUGGCCAUCCUACUCACUGGCGGCGCUUACGCCAAGACCUCCCAGCGCAUCGCCAGUUUGUGCAGAGAAGCCAAAAUUCCUUUCCUUUUUGCUUCCCGCCGCGGCGACUCUCCUCCUCCUGAAGAUACUACGACUUCCGGCCCUAAUGGGGCUGAUGCCCCGGCCGUGCGGUUCGACUGGACUGAUGGCGACACGUAUGCCAACCCAUUCGCGUACUCCUUCCCCACUGGCGAUGUUAUCCGAGCUGUAUACAUGGUCAUGCCCCGCGUGCCGGAGCCUGAUAAACACAUCAAUUCAUUCAUCGACUAUGCUGCCGCACGUGGGGUCAAGCGAUUUGUGCUCAUGGCAGGCACGUCGGCCAGUCUGGGCGGGCCCGGUCCGGGCAAAGUUUGGCAGCACAUGGUCGAGAAGGGCGUCGAAUGGGCCGUCUGCCGCCCGACUUGGUUUAUGGAUAACCUUUCCGACGGUUUUCAUCUCAAGACUAUCCGUGAGGAAGGCACCAUAUACAGUUGUGUCCGCGAUGCGAAGGUGCCCUUCAUCAGUUCUUUCGACGUUGGCGGUGUUGCCUUUGCUGUCUUGACCCAACCGGAGUCGCCAAACAGAGAUUACCGCAUUGUUGGACCCGAGCUGCUCACGCAUGAUGAUGUGGCUGCGAGGCUGAGCACUGCUCUGGGUCGCCCAAUUCGACAUGUUAGCAUGUCGCCUGAGGACAGGCUUCAUCAUAUGACGAGCACACUCAAGCUCCCUGCUCCAUACGCCGGCUUCAUGGUAAGCCUAGAGAAGCUCGCUGCGCGAGGCGCCGAGGACUACAUGGACGACACAGUGGAGCAGCUUACAGGCAGCAAGCCUGUGGAUUUGGACUCUUUUAUAAACCAAAGGAAGCCAAUCUGGACAUAG
This is a messenger RNA of Metarhizium acridum CQMa 102, 897 nucleotides long. Lineage: Eukaryota; Fungi; Ascomycota; Sordariomycetes; Hypocreales; Clavicipitaceae. The record is from RefSeq and is a predicted model, not a curated record.